This is a messenger RNA of Anopheles moucheti, 2058 nucleotides long. Its product is annotated as gamma-glutamyl hydrolase-like. The coding region runs from base 673 to 1767 and encodes 364 amino acids. Gene Ontology annotation, molecular function: gamma-glutamyl-peptidase activity. Gene Ontology annotation, cellular component: vacuole. The record is from RefSeq and is a predicted model, not a curated record. The transcript has 4 exons. Gene Ontology annotation, biological process: tetrahydrofolylpolyglutamate metabolic process. Lineage: Eukaryota; Metazoa; Arthropoda; Insecta; Diptera; Culicidae.
CAUCUUUCCAUGCAAUCUCUAUAACUCGCCAGUCGAACAGAGGAUGGAAAAAUAAUAUGCAUAGAGUUGCAUUUCAAAUUAUUUUGAAACAUAUGGGACGAAAGAGAAAUGCCGAGAAGAACAAAUGUUUUUUUGAGUGGAAUGUGAUGAGUGAUGAGUGGAAUUGUUUCGGAUGUUGGGGACACGUAUACGUCAUCGUUGACGUCGUACCGCUCUCAACGUACAGAAUCAUUCCCCAGAUGCAGCAUCAUUGUGGUUUGCACACACAGAACAACGUUGUGAGCGAAUACCAUUCGUUGUUCGCUGCCUCCCGCCGCCUAUCGAUCGUUCAUGAUCGCUUUUCUUGUAUGAUGUAUGAUCCAUCUUAACAACCACACAUUCGUCGUCAGCCGUUUCGUGCCAUGAUGAGGCGAUAAGAGUAAUCUACUCCCAUCGAUGGUAUAGGAAGCGUUAAACGGGGAAUGGUUUUCUAUGUCUAUGGUUGUCUGUUGUAGUUGUCGUUCCAAUGGAGCGGUAAUUAAUUAUUCAGCGAGCUUGAUAGCAGAGAGGGCACUUGUCACCCCUAUUUGUACCGAAAGUCUCGUUCGCGUAGCAUUUAGUAGCAGCUGGUCCGAGACCGAGUGUGGAUGGUUAAUUUGGUGCACUGAAGGCAGCAGCUGAUUCGGAAGCAUCAUGAAGCUCGCACAAGUGUUUAUUAGUUUGGUGGUGGUGCUGUUGGCCGAUUGGGGUCAUGCUAAGCAGGCGAUCGAAAGCCAGGAACGAUCGAUGUCCUAUUUUGCACCGAUCAAUGAUGAACCCGUCAUUGGCAUACUGUCGCAGGAGCUGUCCUAUUCAAUGACGCAAAACUACGGCGAUGAAGGUUACGACAGCUACAUCGCAGCCUCGUACGUAAAGUUCGUCGAGGGAGCGGGUGCUCGCGUCGUACCGAUUUGGAUCAACCAACCGUUGGACUACUACGAAAACAUUAUGUCCAACCUGAACGGAGUGCUGCUUCCGGGUGGUGCUACUUGGUUCAACCAGAGCAACGGUUAUUCCGAGGCUGGUCGGCACAUUUACGAUAUAGCGGUGCAGUACAACGAAAACGGCGAAUAUUUCCCGCUGUGGGGCACUUGUUUGGGCUUUGAACUGCUCACCUAUCUGGCAGCGAACGGUACCGAACAUCGGGCACACUGUAGCUCCAACAGCCAAGCGCUGCCGUUAAACUUUAAGAACGAUUUUCGCAAAAGUCGUCUGUUUGCCGACGCACCAAACGAUGUGAUCGACAUCUUGAGCAACGAACCGGUAACGGCCAACUUCCAUCAGUUCUGUGUAACCGAAGCGAACCUGACUGCUUACGGUUUGGACCACGAUUGGCGCGUAAUGUCGGUCGAUCAGGACUGGAACGGCAUGGAGUUUAUCUCGACGAUCGAGCAUAAAACCUACCCAUUCUACGGUAUUCAAUUCCACCCGGAGAAGAACAUCUACGAGUGGGUGCAGAACAAGAACAUCUCCCAUACCGCGAACGCCAUCCGCGCGGCACAGUUCUUUGCGGACUUUUUCAUCGAAGAGUCACGCAAAAACGAUCACCAGUUCACGACGGAAGCUAUGCUGGAGAAGCACGUCAUCUACAACUAUCAGCCGACCUUUACCGGGCUGAAGCGGUCCAGCUUCGAACAGUGCUACAUGUUCCGUGAAACUUCCAAAGCUUUGCCUAAGGUAUUGAAGUCGAGAAAAGUCGGACUGAAGAAGAAAACUUCACGGCGUGAUCCAGAUGAUGCUAGACUUUGAAGCAGUAUCAGUGGUGGAGACCGGAAUAGCAGUAGACAACAUUGUUGCACACGAAAUGCGUCACGUUGUAUUAUCAGGGAAAAAUCAUCGACAAGUUCCAGUAUUGCUCGCUGACAGUAGCUACUGUUGGCAAUCUUUAUUGAUACCGUCAAUCUACAGCUGAAUGAUGAUAGGAAGAUGAUGCAGAGGACGAUUUGUUAUCUUAAUUAAUCGUGUUAUUGGGAGAUCGCACGGUGGGGAGAUAAUACGGUGAAACGAACAAAUAGAGCCAUUCACGUGCAACAGAUCUGA